AUGUCGGCGCCGUUAUCAAGCCCGGUAGUCAACCAGUUGGGCGGCAAUGCGUCCGAGACGGUUGCUACUAGCAGACCGCUCGAAGAUGCACCCGACUUACAAGUGUGCAGGCACUGCAAGGAGACCAUACCAAGCACAACGGCCGAGAAGCACGCCCUAGAAUGUCGGAAGAUUAGGAAGGAAAAGGUCCAGCAUAUGGCGAAGGCCAAGAAGGCACACAAGGAGGAGGCUGCGCGCAAGGCAGAGCAUGGGGCUAGAGUCGCCAAGGACGACGAUAAGUCCUCUAUCCCUAACGAAUCUCGCCACAUAGAGGCUCAAAGACUCUGUUCAAGGUGUCGCAAUAUUGAUAUUGAGGCUAUCUUCGAAGACGGAGAGCGCAGUCAAAAACAAUAUUAUGGGUUCAGCUCUAAACACGGCUAUAUCAAGAUGAACCAGCACACGACAAUUAUAAUAUUCAAGCUUACAGUAGCGCACUUAGAGAGAAAGGACAAGAAUGGAGGAAAUACGUUGGACAAACACUCGGUUGCGUUCUGGCUGUUCAACAUGGUGAAGGAUCUAUCUAUGGCGGCACUACCGAAUGGGGAACUGCAGAACGUCUAA
Molecule: messenger RNA, 600 nt
Organism: Grosmannia clavigera kw1407
Lineage: Eukaryota; Fungi; Ascomycota; Sordariomycetes; Ophiostomatales; Ophiostomataceae
Exons: 2
Coding region: 1-600 (199 amino acids)
Biological process (GO): regulatory ncRNA-mediated heterochromatin formation; regulation of transcription by RNA polymerase II; RITS complex assembly
Cellular component (GO): SAGA complex
Source: RefSeq, a predicted model, not a curated record